Ostertagia ostertagi is the source of this 2061-nucleotide messenger RNA. The record is from the annotation of a GenBank genome assembly. Lineage: Eukaryota; Metazoa; Nematoda; Chromadorea; Rhabditida; Trichostrongylidae.
AUGGAUCAUGGCGCACGCUCCUACUCAACUAACUCGAUUGGAAAAACCGCCAGUGAACUAGCGGCUUUUGUUGGCCAGCACGAAUGUGUUUCCAUAAUCAACAAUCAUGUGAGUAUCGAUGAGAUCGAGAGAUUCCUCUCACCGCAAGUUGGUUCGGCUCCAGUGGAAGUCUACCCAGAUCACCUAUCUCGAUUUAUACACAAAAUGUGUAGCUGGCAUCAGGUCCAUCCCGUUGCUAUUACACUGGAACUAGGUGGGUAUGAGGAUGCUAUAAAGUAUAAGAAGAAGGUGAUGUCAUUAAAAGUUUGGAUAAUCCUUUUUGUGUUGCGAGAGAUCUACAAGUUCAUCGAUGAAUUGGUAUCAGCAGGCAAGAAUGUUCACGAUGCAUGUAUUUUAUAUGCCAGAUUUCUGUUGAAAUGGGAACCUGGUGAACAAGCUAUGUCGAAAACACCCCUAGGAGAGCGUCCAACUGCUUUCGAGUACAUUGUACAAGGCUUGUUCGGUCAACGGUUAGUGAUGGUCAGCAAGUUUUGUGGCACCUGUGGGUCAUUCACAGCUAAGAAGCGCUGUUCCAAAUGCAAGGUUAUGUUCCUUGAAAAAAUAAACCAUGUGACGGGUGAACGAGAGUGGGAAGUCGCUGAGGAGGACCACGACCUGGCUCAAGAGAUUGCAAGGAGCAGGUUUGCGGAUAUGAUUUUGGAUUACAACAGAAACGACAUGUUUCUUGCUGGUCUUCGUGCUGUUAUACAAGAGAAGAAAAGUCAGGGAGUUGAGGCCCAUGUUAUGGACAUCGGGACUGGAACCGGAUUACUGUCACUAAUGGCUGCUCGAGAAGGAGCUGAUAAAGUGACUGCAGUUGAAGUGUUUCAACCAAUGGCAGAUUGCGCUCGUUCGAUUGUUGACGAGAGCGAAUGGAGUGACAAGAUCGAGGUUAUACCAUCUCGCUCGACUGAAUUAUCUCCGCUGUCGUCUAAACCCAAUAUAAUUGUUGCCGAGGUAUUUGACACGGAAUUAAUCGGUGAAGGAGCAUUGAGAACAUUUAAAGAAGCCCUCGUCAGUCAUGUGGAGGUAAGAAAUUUCCAGCCGGGUUGUCGUGUUGUGCCAUCUCGAGGACGUGUUUGGGUGCAGCCGGUUGAAAGCAAUUUCCUGUCGAAAUUCAAUCGAAUUCCUCGAUUUGCUGAUGGAGACUGUCCGCUUGGCAAAUGCCCAGGAACUUCGGCCGUGUUCGAUGUGCAAUUAUCCCAGCUGAAGCCUCAUCAGUACACUUGCCUGACGGAAGCUUUCCUAGCGUUCACGUUUAAUUUCGAGUCCUCAGAGUCAAUCGUGUACGAUGAAUCGUUCGACCGAACUGCACUCUGCUCGGAGUCGGGUCAAGUGGAUGCGAUUCUGAUGUGGUUAGCAACGAGCCCUACAUAUAUUGUUUACUUCACGAUAAAGAUGUUGUCUAGGUGGGACUUGGAUAUGGAUGGAACGGGCAAAUACUGGAUUGAUAUGUCCCCAAAGUGGUCAAGCAAUGAUUAUCAUUGGCGUGAUCAUUGGAUGCAGGCCGUCUACUAUCUGCCCCAAUGUGUGCAGGUGAAGAAAGGAGAAACGCUAUCACUGAAGUGUAGUCAUGACGAGUUCAGCAUGUGGUUUUCCGUUGGGAAGGAAAGUAUUGAGAGGAUUUACUGUAAUUGUCAGCUUCACACAAUAAUGGCCAGGCAAUCGAUAUUUUCUGCAAAUGAGCUUCUAGAGAAUGAUCAGUUUCGUGACGAAGUCAAGACGCCCGACGUUGUUAUUGGUGAACCGUUCUAUCUAUCGGCUAUGACUCCUUGGCAGAAUUUACGAUUCUGGUAUGACGUAGCUUCUUUACGAGAACGUUUCGGACCAACUGUUACGAUCCAGCCACAGAGUGCCGUUUUGUAUGGCAUAUGCGAGAAGUUCGAUCACCUUCAGAACACUGCCGCACCAGUUGGAAUAGUGAACGGCUUUGACCUGUCUUUGUUUGAUGAUAUAUCUCAGAAGGCGCGACAAGCCACGGAUGCCUUGGUGGAUAUUCAUCCUUUGUGGGAAUAUGAGGUG